This is a messenger RNA of Zonotrichia leucophrys gambelii, 4743 nucleotides long. RefSeq names its product gamma-aminobutyric acid type A receptor subunit beta1 (gene GABRB1). Gene Ontology annotation, cellular component: plasma membrane; GABA-A receptor complex; synapse. The transcript is spliced from 9 exons. Bases 40 to 1458 code for a protein of 472 amino acids. Lineage: Eukaryota; Metazoa; Chordata; Aves; Passeriformes; Passerellidae. Gene Ontology annotation, biological process: chemical synaptic transmission; regulation of membrane potential; chloride transmembrane transport. The record is from RefSeq and is a predicted model, not a curated record. Gene Ontology annotation, molecular function: chloride channel activity; extracellular ligand-gated monoatomic ion channel activity; neurotransmitter receptor activity.
UCCAGACCGCGGCUCGUUCCCCGUGAGGCGGCGGCCGGGAUGGGGGCGGCUGCGAGGCGGGCCGGCCCGCGGGCGCUGCUGCUGCCGCUGGCGCUGGCCGUGGCGUGCGCGGCGCGCAGCGCCGACGGGCCCAGCAACAUGUUCUACGUGAAGGAGACUGUGGACAGGCUGCUCCAAGGCUACGACAUCCGCCUCCGCCCGGACUUCGGAGGUCCGCCCGUGGAUGUGGGCAUGCGGAUAGAGAUCGCCAGCAUCGACGUGGUCUCGGAAGUCAACAUGGACUACACCUUGACCAUGUACUUUCAGCAGUCCUGGAGGGACAAAAGGCUCUCUUAUUCUGGAAUACCUUUGAACUUAACUCUGGACAACAGAGUGGCCGACCAGCUCUGGGUGCCGGACACGUAUUUCCAAAAUGACAAGAAAUCAUUUGUCCAUGGGGUGACAGUGAAAAACCGAAUGAUCCGACUCCAUCCAGAUGGGACAGUCCUUUAUGGCCUACGGAUCACAACAACAGCUGCUUGCAUGAUGGAUCUACGCAGAUAUCCUCUGGAUGAACAAAACUGCACACUAGAAAUUGAAAGUUAUGGAUACACUACUGAUGAUAUUGAAUUUUACUGGAAUGGAGGAGAGUCAGCAGUGACAGGAGUUAAUAACAUCGAGCUCCCACAAUUUUCUAUUGUGGAUUACAAGAUGGUAUCAAAGAGAGUGGAAUUUACAACAGGAGCAUAUCCUCGACUAUCACUUAGCUUCCGGCUUAAAAGAAAUAUUGGAUACUUCAUUUUGCAAACCUACAUGCCUUCCACGCUGAUCACAAUUCUGUCAUGGGUGUCUUUUUGGAUCAAUUAUGAUGCCUCUGCAGCCAGAGUUGCUCUAGGAAUCACGACUGUGCUGACCAUGACCACCAUCAGCACCCACCUCAGGGAGACCUUGCCAAAGAUUCCCUAUGUCAAGGCAAUAGAUAUUUACCUGAUGGGAUGCUUUGUGUUUGUGUUCCUGGCCUUGCUGGAAUAUGCCUUUGUAAACUACGUAUUCUUUGGGAAAGGACCUCAACGUCAAAAAAAGACAGCAGGCAGAGCAGGACAUGCUACAGGAGAGAAGAGCAGACUGGAAACAAAUAGAGUCCAGGUUGAUGCCCAUGGGAACAUGCUUCUGGAGCCUCUUGAGCUACGAAAUAACAUUUGCACCAUCUUCCAUGAGCCCCGAGCCACGAGGCACACGAGCGACAGUGCCAACCUGCAGCACAGAAGAGCCACUUCCAGCAGAGACCUCUGCAGCAGGAGUGCUCUGGACAGGCACAGGCUCCAUAAUAAGGGACACCUACACAGGAGGGCAUCCCAGAUCAAAGUCAAAAUCCCUGAUCUGACUGAUGUUAACCUGAUAGACAAGUGGUCCAGAAUGGUCUUUCCCAUCAUGUUUAUUCUUUUUAAUGUUGUUUACUGGCUGUAUUAUGUCCACUAAGUUAUGCAAUAAUGUUACCACAGACUAAUAUAAUUAGACUUGUUUCUUUUCCUUCUCAAUUUCAUUAAUUCUGAAGAACUGCAAGUAGCUAUAAUGUUCCAUGUUCAACGUAAGAUUCUCCACCAUGGAACACUUCUAGACUUAAGCUUUAAAAAAAAGACAAUAACUCAACACAAAUCCAGGGUUGCAACAUUUAGAUCCAAACAGUACAGAUCAGCUUUUAAGGAGCCUCUUGAGAAAAACUGCUCUACCUUGAUUUUUACAAAGUUUAUGCAUCACCCGUGACCUUUCUGUGCCAAAUUUAAUUGCUUUAAAGUGGAAAUUUGUCCCACUGUAUUUCUUAUCACAUAUUGGCAGCUCACAGCAGCAUGCUUCCAAACACAGUCAAACUACUAGUAGUAUCUAUGUCAAUGUCCUUCACCAUUCAGAGUGUACAGAAAUUUGAAGAAAUUACAGUUUAAAGAAUUGUAACUAUUGCACCAUAGCUUCACUUCAGACUUAAUAGCUUUACUGGAAAGUAUUUCCAUAGUGUGUUUGAGAAGUAUCACUCAAGGAGAAGUCACGUAACAUUUUCAUAGACAGGGAUCUUCAAAAGAAAAAAGGGUAGCAGAGAGAAAUCCCACGGAGUAUCCAAGCAAGUAAUCACCUGAUUUGAUCUUAAUGGAAUUCUGUUAUUUCCACAAUAACAGAAGUCAGUAUUUAUGAGAACAGUUGUGCCAUAUGUAAUUUUGUAUUAAAAAGCAGAAAACAACCACAUGCUAAUUCCUUGAAGCAACUCUGUGGAAUACCCCAGGCCAAGAUUUUUCUUAAGGCCCAGGUUUCCUGUGGCUGGUAGUUGCAACAGUCUCCCAAAAGCUGGUAGAUGUCUGGGAACAGAUCUGAGGAAAUUUCUGCACACAGUUUCCUUUAGAUUUCUUCAUUCCACUGAGAACCAGGAGAUGCAGCUGAGCCUUACAGCACACUGGGAAUGCUGGUGCACUCCCCCUGAGGAGCUGCCUCUUCUUACCUGGCAGCCUAUUGCCUGACACAGCUCCAGGCAAGGAGCCACAGGCAAAGGGCAAGCAAUGUCCAUGCAGCUGAGAAGCAACAGAUCAGUCACCUUCUACCUAUCAUAAAUAGGUAUAAUAUAUAUUAAAUAAAUUAAAUUAAAGAAGUCUUGCAAACUGAACUUUCCAAAACUGCAAAAAACAGCACCAGGAGGGAGACAGCAGUAGGACCAUAUGUGCUGUCCCCUGCCAACACAUAUUCCAUUAAACAGUUUUGAAUUCUUUGAAUUCAAAUGAGACUUAACAGUGUAAGUCCAUGAGCCAUGGAAUUUGCCUGCUUUGUGCUUAUACACAAAAAUUAGUUCAAAGAAAGUAAUGAAUUCUGCAGAUUUAUAGUGUAAAAUACAACCAUCAGUGAUUCAUGUUUUGCAUUACCAGAUUUCCAAAUGACAUUCACAGACAGACCUCAGGUAAGUAAUUAAGCCCAUCUGAUCCAGUGGUGAAGAGAUACUGCAACCUCUCCUUACAGCUGCAGUGAACAUUUUAAAAGAGCCAACGUCUAACAUGACAUCAAAAAGUCUUUAUGUUUAAAAAAAAAAGGAUCCUUUGUUUUGUAUUACAAGGGCAAAGAUCAGCUUUACUGAUCUUCAGCAUUUCUUUUGCAGGCCCCUAACAUAUCCAUACACAUAUUUUUCUAGUUUAGGGUUCAGCCAGAUACUCCUGGCACAAUUGAUAGGUACGUGGACUAAAAUCAGUUACAUUGUACAGUUCCAAGCAAAAAAAAUUUAUAAAAAAAAAAUGGAGCAGAGUAAAAGCCAUUAACAAAACAAGAGCAGAGCACAUGCAAAACUCCUUAAGAACAGCAUGUCCCAAAAUAGGAGGAUGUAGCCUUCUGCCCCAGGAACACUGAACACAUACCUAUCCAAACCCCAGCCCCACAGGACAUUCUGGGCAGCACACACCAAGGCCUGUGUGCAUCAAGAGCUGGAAGCCACCACCACCACCUGAGUCAGGAAACAGCUGCCAGCUCUCAGUGCAAAGUUUGGCAGCAGGGACUAAUGACCCAUCACAUACAGAGAAAAGAGCCACUAACUGUAGGCACAACUUAAAAGCAGAAGAAAUCAUUUCUCACCUGAGAGCAAUAGCUUGGCAGCAAGGAAAAGCCAGUGGUUAUUAGUGGCAUGGCAUGGCAUGGCAUGGCAUGGCAUGGCAUGGCAAAAUGAGUCCAUUUAUAGGUUACCCAGGUACAGUGCCAUCUGGAGCUAGAAAUUAUGGAGCACAAAAGAAACACAAUCUCUUCCCAUCAAUAAAUUGGAGUAAUUUGGCUGACUUUAUGCAAUAAAGCUGAAUAAUGCUGUAAUGCCAAGUUCCCUUACAUUUGUACUUUAGUAGUUUCCCUACCCUGAAGAACCAGACUUCAAGAUCAGCACAGGUAAGGCCCUAUUGCUAAUUAGGUUUUAGCUAAACUCCUAUGCAGUUUGUGCAGCUCUCAUGCAAUUUCUACUGGAAGUCAUUUUUGGCUGGGUUUCCUGAGGCAUUGAGUUUCUACUGUCCCUGAGCAUGUACAUUUGUGUGCCUACCUGGAGUCUCCCAACAACAUUUGAAUCUAUUGAGAAUAUCAACCAAUAAUUUUCUUUUUGUUCAAAAGCUAAAAGAACAGUACAGAUCUGAGAUACUACAUUCCUACAAGUUUCAACAAAGCAGCUAGGUUAGCAGAGGACAAAGUUCACAUUGUCAUCUGCCUCUUCUCUGGCCGAAAGAAACUUGAUGAACUCCAGCCUUAUUAGACACAAAAGCCAGUCUUUUCAGUGAAACAAGAAUAUUUUUGACAUUACAUUGCUUUAUGCUACCACUGAAUAGCACAGAGGUUGCAAUUUCAGAAUAUCUGCUGGUUCACCUAGUCCACCCGUACAGGAAAUGUUCCUUCCCUUUGUUCUGCAAGUGGAGCAUUUCUUGACAUAAAUCACAAGGAAAGUCACCCAGAGGCUGAGGGCCACAUUCCACCAGCUGUUUCCCAUCACCAAGGAGCCUGUUCCCUGAAUUCUCACAUAUUGAGGAUGCAUUGCUAACAUGUCCUUGGGAGUAUUAGUAAAAAAAGGCUAGAUUAUAUCUGUUAUGUAAAAAAAUACUUUAAAAAUGGGUUCUCUAUUACAAAGCUUGACCUCCCCACAUCUGUGACUGUGCAUUUCUUCCUACCUCCUUGGGCACCCAAUCAUCCUGCAGCCCAAGGAAGGCAAGAGAUCACAUGAGAAUAAUGAAUUUCAGCAUGUAGUAAUGCUGAAAUGUAUAUGCACAGAUU